Rosa rugosa (rugosa rose) is the source of this 2106-nucleotide messenger RNA. RefSeq names its product receptor-like protein 3. The coding region runs from base 1 to 2106 and encodes 701 amino acids. Gene Ontology annotation, molecular function: protein binding. Lineage: Eukaryota; Viridiplantae; Streptophyta; Magnoliopsida; Rosales; Rosaceae. The transcript has a single exon. The record is from RefSeq and is a predicted model, not a curated record.
AUGGCUCGAGGCUUCCUUGUCACCCUAAUCUUAUUCUUUUCUUUCAUAUCUUCUCAUAUUCAUGCAUGCAACCAAAAUGAACGCAGCUUUCUCCUCUCCUUUGCUCUCACUCUCUCUUCUUCUCUUCUUACUUGGAACUCCUCCGAUUGUUGCUAUUGGGAGGGCAUCACUUGUGAUCAGUAUGGUUUUGUCACCCAUCUGGAGUUACCUUCUAAAGGGUUCAAAAUCGAAGGAGGUAAUACUUUCCCUUCACUCGGAAAUCUCACACAUCUCACCCACCUCAAUCUCUCCCACAAUUCGCUUUAUGGUUCACUAGAUCACAUUCAAUUACCCUUGUCAUUGAAUCGUCUAGAGGUCCUUGACUUGAGCCAUAACGCAUUUUCAGGUUCCAUCCCGUCCUCUACUUGUCUUCAUUCUUCUCCCUUGAUAUGGCUUUUAGAUUUUUCCUUCAAUAAUUUUAGUGGCAGUAUUUCUCCCAGACUAGGCAAGUGCUCCAAACUACGAGUUUUUCGUGCAGGCUACAAUAAUCUAGCCGGGUUACUUCCGGAAGAUAUCUAUAAUGCUACCACACUCGAAGAGAUUGAGUUGCCUAGUAAUUCCCUAUAUGGAGCCAUUAGUGAUAAAAUUGUCAACCUCACUGCGCUCAACACUUUUGAUUUCUCUUAUAACCAUUUCAGUGGUGUUCUCCCUCCAAGUCUUGGGAAGCUCUCGAAGUUGAAAUUCAUAGUCCUUGAUUCGAACUAUCUAGAAGGUCCUUUGCCCCCUUCUUUGAUGAAUUGCACGAAGCUCGUAGGACUACGUAUAGGAGCCAACAGCUUGGAAGGAGAUAUCUCCACGUUUAAUUUCUCCAAACUGAGCCAACUUAGUAAACUUGAUCUAGCGGUGAAUCUCCUCACCGGUACUGUGCCAAGGAGUCUUUACUCAUGUAAAUCCUUGAAAGCAAUUCGCCUAGGCAAAAAUGAUCUAGAGGGACUAAUACAACCUGAGAUUAUAUCGUUGACAUCCUUGUCCUUUUUAUCCUUUAGUUUCAACAAACGACAAUUGGCCAAUGUCACAGGGGCAGUGAAGGUAUUAAUGGGUUGCAAAACUCUAGUAUUCCUCACCAUUUCAUCUUGUUUUCUAGGUGGUGAAAUGCCAGGUGAUGAUGGGAUUGUUGAAUUUGAUGGAUUCCAAAGUAUUCGACUUUUGGAUUUGAGUUCUUGUGGACUCACUGGUGAAAUACCUGGAUGGUUAUCUAAGCUGAAGAAGCUUGAGAUCCUGAAUCUGGAUUCUAAUAGAAUCACAGGGUCAAUUCCUAGUUGGCUCGGGACUUUACCACGGCUGCAUUCUAUACUCUUGGCAUCCAACCAAAUUUCAGGUGGUUUUCCAAAAGAACUUUGUAGGCUGCCGAUGUUGGUACAUGGGCGAGCUGCAGCUCAAGUAGAUCGUAAUCAUCUUGAGCUGCCUAUAUUUGACAAACCGGAAGAUGGAGACUCUAUACAGUACAGUUCUUUGUCUCUCUUUUCUCCAAUGAUUGAUCUAUCAAACAACAACAUGAGUGGAAGUAUACCUUCCGAGAUCGGCCAAAUGCAGUUUCUCAGUGAGUUGCAUCUUAGCUUCAACAACUUUUCUGGUGACAUUCCACACCAAAUAUCUAAUCUUAAAAAUUUGAAGGUAUUGGAUCUCUCCAACAAUCAUUUGUCUGGGAAGAUUCCAGCCUCACUGACAUUCCUUAACUUGCUGGGAAUUUUUAAUGUCUCAUACAAUAAUCUGGAAGGACCAAUUACAACAAGCAUUCAGUUUCAAAGCUUCGGUGCGUAUGCAUUUGAAGGCAAUCCAAAGCUUUGUGGCGCCCUGCUUCAAAAAGAGUGUCAACCAAGAAAGGUCAUCGACGGUAAUGAAAAGGGCAAAAACCAAGAUGUCGAGAAUGCGUCUCAAAAUCAAAAUCCAUGGUCUUAUAUUUCCAUUGUGCUUGGGUUCAUUACAGGAUUUUGGGGAGUUUGUGGUCCUUUGAUGCUCAAGAAGACAUGGAGAAAUGCAUAUUUUCAAUACCUAGACAAUGCUAAAAAUAAGUUCAUUAUUGUGAUGAUAAGAGUGCAUAUGAACUGGACGAAACACAAAAAUUAG